AUGUUUCGGUUAUCCGAUUUGCAAGCCCACAACAGCGAAAACGACUGUUGGAUUGCAAUCCAUGGCAACGUUUACGACGUGAAGUUUGAGAAUAUCACAAAGUUCCUACAUAUCCAUCCAGGCGGGAAGGCCAUCCUCCUUCAACACGCUGGCAGCGAUGCCACCCCUGCAUUUGCAGAUGUUCAUCCAGCCGAGCUGCUCGAUGAAUAUCUCAGCUCCGACGAAACCCUGGGCACGCUAGACCCAGAAUUUGCUUCUGCUAUCACUGGAGACAGCCUUUCCAGUCGGUCAGCAAACCCAGCACCGCCUCUCCACACGAUCUUGAGCCUCUCAGAAAUGGAAAAUCUAGCCCUCAAACGGCUUUCCCAGAAAGCAGUAUCCUACUACGCCUCCGGCACGGACGACGAACGCACCAAAUUCGCCAAUGAAACAAUCUUCAAAUCGAUCCUUCUCCGUCCCCGCAUCUUCAUCGACUGCACAAAUUGCUCCCUCGAAGCCUCUGUUCUAGGCACCACCGUCGGACUUCCCAUCUUCAUUUCCCCAGCGGCAAUGGCCAAGCUCGCGCACCCCAGUGGCGAAGCGGGCAUCGCAUCCGCAUGUUCCUCUUUCAACACUCUUCAAAUAAUCAGCAAAAAUGCCUCGAUUUCCGUUUCCGACAUCGUCGCUGCUGGCCCCAACGCCGUCUUCGCAUGGCAGUUGUAUGUCCUGAAAGACCUACGCGCAACAGAACGCACGCUCGCUCAGAUCAAAAAGAUCCGGCAAAUCAAAUUCAUAGUGCUAACGCUCGACGCACCAUUCCCAGGUAAACGCGAAGCAGACGAGCGAUUCAAAGCUGCUGAAGCCAUGGCUCAGACGUCAACCCCUCCGGUCUGGGGGACAGACGCGGGACUCACCUGGACAAAGACACUACCUUGGCUGAGGAAACAUACAGACUUACCUAUAAUACUUAAGGGGAUACAAACGCAUGAAGAUGCGUAUCUUGCAGCGCAGCAUCCGGAAGUCAGCGGGGUUAUUCUCUCCAACCAUGGGGGGAGGGCGCUGGAUACAGCACCUACAGCAAUACAGGUUUUGAUGGAGAUAAGGAGGUUUUGCCCCCAGGUACUCGAGGAAAUCGAGGUGUUCGUAGAUGGAGGCGUGAAGAGGGGCACAGAUGUGGUGAAGGCGCUUGCGUUGGGAGCUAGGGGAGUGGGCAUUGGUAGGGCGGCGCUUUAUGGGUUGGCUGUCGGGGGGAGUGCGGGGGUUCUGAGGACUUUAAAGAUACUUGCGGAUGAGGUUGCCACAGCUAUGAGGCUGCUUGGGGUAGAGAGGGUUGAUCAGCUUGGGCUGCAUCAUAUAAACACCACUGCUCUGAACCGGCUGCUUUACGAUGGACCUUUGGGACUUGGAGAGAUCAACAGUGGAAUGAGAGGAAAAUUAUAA
Molecule: messenger RNA, 1419 nt
Organism: Talaromyces atroroseus
Lineage: Eukaryota; Fungi; Ascomycota; Eurotiomycetes; Eurotiales; Trichocomaceae
Exons: 5
Coding region: 1-1419 (472 amino acids)
Molecular function (GO): heme binding; oxidoreductase activity
Source: RefSeq, a predicted model, not a curated record